AAUUCAAAACUUCAUCCCUCUUAGUAGGCAUUUAAAGCUUGUGAGAUAUUGUUGUCUGUGUAUAUUUGGUAGCUAAUUUAAUGACGCGUUUUUUUUAUUUAUUAUCUACUGGAUAAACCGAUCGAGCCAUGACGUCAAAUUUUUGGUUAUUAUGUUUGUGUACUAGUCAGGUGCUUGCAUUACCGGAUAUUAUCAGAGUCGGAGGAUUAUUUCAUCCAAAUGACCUAAAUCAAGAGAAUGUUUUCAAACAUGCUAUUCAAGAUGUAAAUGCUAACAGACACAUAUUCAGUAGAUCAAAUUUGACAGGACAAAUCGAAAAAGUUUCCCCGCAAGAUAGUUUUCAUGCUUCUAAAAGAGUGUGCAGUCUCCUUCGACUUGGGGUAGCUGCAGUUUUUGGUCCGCAAUCAUCUCAAAUAGCAAGCCAUGUUCAGUCAAUAUGCGAUACAAUGGAAAUACCCCAUUUGGAAACGCGUUGGGAUUAUAAACUUCGACGAGAGAGUUGUUUAGUAAAUCUUUUUCCACAUCCAACGACUCUUUCUAAGGCCUAUUUGGAUUUGGUGAAAAAAUGGGGAUGGAAAUCAUUUACAAUAAUUUAUGAAAACAAUGAAGGGCUUGUAAGGUUGCAAGAGCUUUUAAAAUCAAGAAAUGCAGCCAUGUCCGCCUAUCCAAUUACUAUAAGACAAUUGGGCUCAGGACGAGAUCAUAGGCCAUUGUUAAAGCAAAUUAAAAAUUCAGCUGAAUCUCAUAUAAUAUUAGAUUGUUCGACUGAAAAAAUUUACGAUGUUUUGAAACAAGCUCAACAGAUUGGUAUGAUGAGCGACUAUCAUAGUUAUUUGAUAACUUCAUUGGAUUUACAUACUAUUGAUUUGGAUGAAUUCAAAUAUGGAGGUACAAACAUAACUGGAUUUCGAUUAGUUAGCCCUGAUAGGCCAAUGAUACAAAAAGUUUUGAAACAAUGGAAAGAAAACUUUACUGUACUAUCGACAGAAACUGCGUUGAUUUAUGAUGCAGUUCAUUUGUUCGCUAGAGCGCUUCACGAUUUGGAUAGUAGUCAAAAGAUUGAUAUAAAACCGUUGAGUUGUGAUGCUUCUGAUACAUGGCCUCAUGGUUACAGUUUAAUAAACUACAUGAAAAUUGUUGAGAUAAGUGGUUUGACUGGUGUUAUAAAAUUUGACAACCAAGGUUUCAGGACUGAUUUUGAAUUAGAUGUAGUUGAAGUAAAUAAAGAGGGCUUAAUUAAAGUUGGCACUUGGAAUUCUACGCAAGGUGUAAAUUUUACGAGGUCUUUUGUGGAAGCGUACUCUAAUAUUGUGGAUAAUCUACAUAAUAAAACUUUAGUAGUCACUCUGAUGUUGAGUUCUCCUUACACUAUGCGACGGGAGUCUAGUCAAAAACUCGUUGGAAAUGACCAAUUUGAAGGUUAUGCUAUAGAUUUGAUUUAUGAGAUUUCUAAGUUGCUUGGAUUCAAUUAUACACUAAAACUUGUACCAGAUGGACGCUAUGGCUCAUACAAUCAAGAGACAAAAGAAUGGGAUGGAAUGAUGGGAGAACUGUUAUCUCAAAGAGCUGAUUUAGUCGUUGCUGAUUUGACAAUAACUUAUGAACGUGAACAAGCAGUUGAUUUUACUAUGCCCUUUAUGAACUUAGGCAUUAGUAUAUUGUAUCGUAAACCAAUCAAACAACCACCCAAUCUUUUUUCAUUUUUAUCACCUUUGUCAUUGGAUGUUUGGAUUUACAUGGCAACGGCUUAUUUAGGCGUGUCUAUUUUGCUUUAUAUAUUAGCAAGAUUUACGCCGUAUGAGUGGUACAACUCACACUCGUGUAACCCAGACUCCGAUAAUCUAGAAAAUCAGUUUACUCUGAUGAACUGUAUGUGGUUUGCAUUUGGAUCUUUGAUGCAACAGGGAUGUGAUAUACUACCUAAGGCUGUUUCCACUAGAAUAGUGGCUGGAAUGUGGUGGUUCUUCACAUUAAUCAUGAUUUCUUCGUAUACUGCCAAUUUAGCCGCUUUUUUAACUGUAGAAAGAAUGGAUUCUCCAAUCGAAAGCGCUGAAGACUUGGCAAAACAGACAAAAAUAAAAUAUGGUGCUUUGCGUGGUGGAUCAACUGCGGCUUUUUUCCGAGAUUCCAAUUUUAUUACCUAUCAGAGGAUGUGGUCAUUUAUGGAAUCUUCAAGGCCUAGUGUUUUCAUGGAAUCGAAUAAUGAGGGCGUCGAGAGAGUCGUUAAAGGUAAGGGAAACUAUGCGUUUUUAAUGGAAUCAACCAGUAUUGAGUACGUAAUUGAACGUAAUUGUGAGCUUACUCAAAUUGGAAGCUUGUUGGAUUCUAAAGGAUAUGGCAUUGCUUUACCACCAAACUCGCCAUAUAGAACAGCAAUCAGUGGAGCUGUUCUUAAAUUACAAGAAGAAGGUAAAUUGCUCAAACUAAAAACUAAGUGGUGGAAAGAGAAACGCGGAGGAGGUGCUUGCCGUGAUGAUGCAUCAAAAAGUAAUAGCGCAGCAAACGAGUUAGGAUUGGCUAAUGUUGGUGGAGUAUUUGUUGUUUUAAUGGGUGGAAUGGGCGUAGCUUGUGUAGUAGCUGUUUUUGAAUUUGUUUGGAAAUCUAGAAAAAUAGCAGUUGAAGAAAGGAUAAUAAAAUAUCAUACAAAGUAUAGGAAAUAAAAUAGAAUUUUCCAAAGAUACGAGUAAUAUCUAAAAUUCUGAAAAAUUUACUUAUCAAAGAAAUAGUGGCGCUUCGAGUAUACGUUUGUAAUUUUAAAAGGCUUGAAUAUUAGGCAUAACUUGAAAAUUAUUAAAGAAAAAUACAAAAUAAUUAUGUAUAAUUUUUAUAUGACUAGAAAAAAUGACUACCUAGAGAAAAAAGUAUGGUUUUUAUGUAAAAGAAGCAUUAAAUUAUAUAAACAGAAUUAUUCUGUUUUGAAUUUCAAAUAUACAUUUAGAAUUUUGCGUUUUUUGCGAUCGUAUUAAAAAUAAUUAAAUGUUAUAAUUUGUCUAAUUGUUAAGUUUUCUAUUAAAAAUAUCAAAAGUUAAAAAAUAUAUGAGGUAUCAAAUCAAGCGUUGGAUAAAUCAUAUGUUAUGAUGGAUUCUAUUGUUUACUGUUAUAUAAGUAUAAGUAUUUAGUUUUAGAUUCUUGAAAGGUAUGUAAAUAUUUGUAUUUGUUUUUAUACACAUUUUUUGUAACAAA
Messenger RNA from Daktulosphaira vitifoliae (grape phylloxera), 3183 nucleotides. RefSeq names its product glutamate receptor ionotropic, kainate 1 (gene KaiR1D). Gene Ontology annotation, biological process: monoatomic ion transport; synaptic transmission, glutamatergic; modulation of chemical synaptic transmission. NCBI's taxonomy places the organism in Eukaryota, Metazoa, Arthropoda, Insecta, Hemiptera, Phylloxeridae. The coding region runs from base 129 to 2660 and encodes 843 amino acids. Gene Ontology annotation, molecular function: glutamate-gated receptor activity; transmitter-gated monoatomic ion channel activity involved in regulation of postsynaptic membrane potential. Gene Ontology annotation, cellular component: plasma membrane; postsynaptic membrane. The record is from RefSeq and is a predicted model, not a curated record. The transcript has 17 exons.